UUUAAGUCUAUCACACCAGAGUUUCAUCGGGCAGAAAAGCCUGUGCAAUUCAAUGGGAUAUUCAGUAGAAACCCAGUUUCAUGGCAACAACGACCAUUCAGAGCAAGAUGAAGAAAGUUUUUCAUGUGCCAUGCAACUUGUCAAUUCCACUGCGUUGCCAAUGUCUUUACAUGCGGCAAUUCAGCUGGAAAUCUUUGAGAUCAUAGCGAAAGCUGGUCCAGAUGCCAAGCUAUCCCCGCAAGAGAUAGGAGCUCACUUACCAACCCAGAACCCAGAUGCGCCCAUGAUGCUGGACAGCAUACUUAGACUUCUAGCCAGCCACAGCGUUCUUGCCUGCUCUCUGGCUGUUGUUGAACAGGGUGAUUCCCCGCAGAGGCUCUAUAGUUUGACGCCUGUGACCAAAUUCUUCAUUAGAAAUGAAGACGGUGUUUCAUUGGCUCCUUUGGUGUCCUUGGUUCAGGACAAGAUCUUUCUUGAUAGCUGGUGCCAACUGAAGGAUGCAAUUCUUGAAGGAGGAAUUCCAUUUAACAGGGUCCAUGGAACGCACGCGUUUGAAUACCCAGGCAAGGACCCAAGGUUCAACAAAAUUUUCAAUACUGCAAUGAUGAAUCAAACCACUAUUGUCAUGAAGAAGAUCCUGGAGGCCUACAAGGGCUUUGAACACCUCAGCCAAUUGGUUGAUGUUGGUGGUGGUCUUGGAGUUACCCUUCGCAUCAUCACUUCCAAAUACCCUUCCAUUAAGGGGAUCAAUUUCGACCAGCCCCAUGUUAUACGACAUGCCCCGGCCUACCCUGCAGGCGUUGAACAUGUUGGGGGAGAUAUGUUUAAAAGUGUUCCUAAAGGAGAUACCGUUUUUAUGAAGUGGAUACUUCAUGACUGGAGCGAUGAUCAUUGUUUGAAGCUAUUAAAGAACUGUUACAAAGCCAUUCCGGAUGAUGGAAAAGUAAUUGUGAUUGAUUCUGUCCUUCCAGUAUUACCCGAGAGUAAUGCGGCUUCGAAAGCCAAUUCAGAACUAGAUGUGGUUAUGAUGACUCAGAAUCCGGGAGGGAAGGAACGGACAAAGCCAGAAUUGGAAGCCUUGGCAACUAUGGCUGGAUUUAGUGGCAUCAGAUAUGAGUGUUUCGUUUGUAACUGUUGGGUCAUGGAGUUCUUCAAGUAGUAGGACUCUUACACAUAUCAUUGGCAAAAUUAGCAUAUCUUUAAAUUGCAAAUGCUGACUUUCAAGCUUUGCCUAGUCUUGCAAAAGGAAUAAAAUAAAUAAAUAAAUAAAAGAACAGGAGAGUAGCAGGGCAUGCUUGCACUCUAUAUGUAAGUUCCCUGAUUUUUGGUGCAUUGGAG
Messenger RNA from Theobroma cacao (cacao), 1338 nucleotides. NCBI's taxonomy places the organism in Eukaryota, Viridiplantae, Streptophyta, Magnoliopsida, Malvales, Malvaceae. The record is from RefSeq and is a predicted model, not a curated record.